ACAGUGAGUUGAGGGCUGCGCUCGCGUGUUCUGCCAAUGAUGUCGGCGGGCCGGGGACCUUUAGAGUUCCACGCCAAGCAGCCCUGGCGACCCAAAGCGGUGACAGAAGAUCCGGAGGAGGAAGACGAGGAGGAUAGCGAUGAGGCCAAGGAUGGAUUCUCUCUGGAAGAGGUGUUACGCCUCGGAGGCACCAAGCAAGAUUACCUUAUGCUGGCUACUUUGGAUGAAAAUGAGGAAGUGGUGGAUGGAGGUAAAAAAGGAACAAUUGACGAUCUUCAGCAAGGCGAAUUGGAGGCAUUUAUCCAAAAUCUUAACUUGGCCAAAUACGCAAAGUCUUUGAUUGAAGAGGAUGAACCAGAUGAAAAAGAAAAUGAUAGCAAAAAGGAAGCAAAAAUACAGAAGGUAGAAAAUAAAAAACAAAAGGCAGUAGAAAGUAAAAAUACAUCAGAAAAGAAGGUGAAAAAUCAGAGUGUACCAGAACAGCAUUCUGAUAGCAGUACUAUCCCUACACUCAAGAAAGAUAAACAGCCCAAUGUGUUUGAAUUUCUUGAGCGGCAGACGUUGUUACUGAAGCCUGGAGGCAAGUGGUACGACAUGGAGUACAGCAAUGACUGCUCUUCGGAGCCCCAGCCUCGCGAUGUGGUGGCGAAAUACAAAGCCCUGGCUCAGAAGCUGUAUGAGCACGAAGUCAGCUUAUUCAAAAAUAAGACAAGUAAUCAGAAGGGAGGCUCUUCCACCUGGAUGAAGGCAAUUGUGUCGUCAGGGACACUAGGUGACAGGAUGGCGGCCAUGAUCCUCCUGAUCCAGGAUGACGCUGUGCACACGCUCCAGUUUGUAGAGACCCUCCUGGGCCUCGUGAAGAAGAAGGGCAGCAAGCAGCAGAGCCUCCAGGCUCUGGAUACAUUCAAGGAGCUACUCAUUACAGACCUGCUGCCGGACAGUCGGAAGCUGCGGGCCUUCAGCCAGCAUCCUUUGCACAGACUGGAGGAGCUGUCCAGCGGCAACAAGGACUCGAGAGAUCGAAGGCUCAUCCUGUGGUAUUACGAACACCAGCUGAAGCAGCUAGUAGCGGAGUUCGUGCAGGUCCUAGAAACUCUAAGUCACGAUUCCCUGGUCACCACUCGGACCCGGGCCCUCGUGGCUGCUCACGAGCUGCUGUGCGAUAAGCCUGAGGAGGAGAAGGCUCUUCUGGUUCAGGUGGUAAACAAGCUGGGAGACCCUCAGAACAAGAUCGCCACGAAAGCGUCCCAUCUGUUAGAGGUGUUACUGCGGAAGCAUCCCAACAUGAAGGGGGUCGUGUGCGGAGAAAUAGAACGGCUGCUCUUUCGCUCCAAUAUCAGCGCCAAAGCUCAGUAUUAUGCGAUUUGCUUUUUAAACCAAAUGGUCCUCUCCCAUGAAGAAAGUGAGUUGGCUAACAAAUUGAUAACUCUUUAUUUUUGUUUCUUUCGGACUUGUAUCAAGAAGAAAGACAUUGAAUCAAAAAUGCUCAGUGCCAUUCUAACGGGAGUGAACAGGGCGUACCCUUAUUCCCAGACGGGUGACGACAGAGUGAGGGAGCAGGUGGACACUUUAUUCAAAGUGUUGCAUGUUGUAAAUUUCAGUACCAGUGUGCAGGCUUUAAUGCUGCUUUUCCAAGUCAUGAAUUCUCAGCAGACGCUAUCCGAUCGGUAUUAUACAGCAUUAUACAGAAAGAUGUUGGAUCCAGGGUUGACAACAUGUUCGAAGCAAGCGCUGUUUCUUAACCUCGUCUACAAAUCUCUGAAAGCGGACAUCGUAUUGCGCCGGGUGAAGGCGUUUGUGAAGCGAUUACUUCAGGUUACCUGCACUCAGAUGCCGCCGUUCAUCUGCGGGGCCCUGUAUCUUGUGUCGGAGAUCCUUAAAACAAAACCCGAUUUAAGAAGCCAACUGGAUGAUCAUCCGGAAUCUGAUGAAGAAAACUUUGUUGACGUGGGAGAUGACAGUGAUGUAGAAAAGUUCACUGACGCAGACAAAGAAACAGCAGUUGAUGCAGUGAAGGAAGUCGGAGCCGAAGACACAGGGACUGCGGGCAGCACAGAAGCCGAGAAACCCAAGACCGCUUCCUGGGUGCACUUUGACAACCUGAAGGGUAGCAAGCUGUUAAAGACGUAUGAUCCAUUCAGUAGAAAUCCUCUGUUCUGUGGAGCUGAAAACACAAGUCUUUGGGAGCUCAGAAAGUUAUCUGAGCAUUUCCACCCUUCUGUGGCCCUUUUUGCUAAGACUAUCCUUGAGGGAAAUUUUAUUCAGUACUCAGGGGACCCACUACAGGAUUUCACACUCAUGAGGUUCCUGGAUCGAUUCGUAUACCGAAACCCAAAGCUACACAAAGGCAAAGAAAAUACCGACAGUGUUGUGAUGCAGCCGAAAAGGAAGCAUUUUAUAAAGGACGUUCGUAAUCUUGCUGUGAAUAGUAAAGAGUUCCUUGCAAAAGAAGAAAGCCAGAUCCCAGUGGAUGAAGUGUUUUUCUACAGGUAUUAUAAGAAAGCUGCGGUUGUUAAAGAGAAACAGAAGCGCAGUGCAGAUGAAAACAGCAUAGAAGAUGUUGAUGAUGAAGAAUUUGAAGAGAUGAUUGACACAUUGGAAAACGAUAACUGCUUCACGCCUGGAAAGGACGAUAUUGAUUUUGCCAGCAAUAUGAAAAAAACAAAAGGAACUAAGGAGAACUUGGAAGAUUCCGAGAGUAGUGACGAUGAGGUUGGUGACCUGGAUGAUGAUGAAGUUUCCCUGGGAAGUAUGAAUGAUGAAGACUUUGAAAUUGAUGAAGAUGGAGGAACAUUCAUGGAUGUGUCAGAUGAUGAAAUUGAAGAAUUUGAUGAAGUCGACUCCAAAGCCAAUACUAAAAAAAGCAAGAGAAAGAAUGAAGAUAAUAUUGACUUUGCUGGGUCGUUUCAAGGAUCAAAGAAAAAGAAGAAAAGAUUCGAUGACUCCAGCCUGUUUGUCUCUGCUGAGGAGUUUGGACAUCUGUUGGAUGAAAACAUGGGAUCCAAGUUUGAUAAUAUUGGCAUGAAUGCCAUGGCUAACAAAGACAAUGCAAGCUUCAAACAGCUCAAGUGGGAAGCUGAGCGUGAUGACUGGCUGCACAACAGAGAUGUGAAAAGCAUCAUCAAGAAAAAGAAAAGUUUCAAAAGGAAGAUGAAAAUCCCUCAAAAGUCCAAAAGGCAAAGGAAAUGAGUGCUUUGGAGUGAAUAAUAAAUGAAGAUUCUACUCACCCUUAAUUCUUGCUAUCCAACCACUUUUCUUGAUCUUUCUCUCUCACUCCAUACAUUCCAGACUGUUCCAUGGAUUUGUAAUAAACUAUAGAAACAAA
Messenger RNA from Alexandromys fortis (reed vole), 3325 nucleotides. RefSeq names its product CCAAT enhancer binding protein zeta (gene Cebpz). Gene Ontology annotation, cellular component: nucleus. The transcript is spliced from 16 exons. The coding region runs from base 37 to 3189 and encodes 1050 amino acids. The record is from RefSeq and is a predicted model, not a curated record. NCBI's taxonomy places the organism in Eukaryota, Metazoa, Chordata, Mammalia, Rodentia, Cricetidae.